Messenger RNA from Ixodes scapularis (black-legged tick), 3647 nucleotides. It is a transcript of the gene whd, whose product is annotated as carnitine O-palmitoyltransferase 1, liver isoform. The transcript has 12 exons. The coding region runs from base 824 to 3130 and encodes 768 amino acids. Gene Ontology annotation, biological process: carnitine metabolic process; fatty acid metabolic process. Gene Ontology annotation, molecular function: carnitine O-palmitoyltransferase activity. NCBI's taxonomy places the organism in Eukaryota, Metazoa, Arthropoda, Arachnida, Ixodida, Ixodidae. Gene Ontology annotation, cellular component: mitochondrion. The record is from RefSeq and is a predicted model, not a curated record.
UAACCUUGCUCGUGCAGGCCACAGUGCUGACGUGCAGGUGCAAAAGAUUAUUAUUGUUUUGUUAUUAUUGUGUACUAUGUGAAGCCGUGUGGGCAUUGCCAGGCUGUCUGUAGGCUCCUGCUGCUUCGCUGUCAGUCAACGAAAUACGUUGACGGCCGUGACGGAGGCCACAGUGACGGAGGCUUUGUGGCUUUGUCGUCUUCAAAACAAGGUCAAAGGGCCUUCACCUUCGCUCGCUCCUUGAAACCGGAACUAAAGAGCUCGGAAAAAAAAAAAACGACACAUCUUUCUUUUUCUCUUCUCUUCCGUGUACCAUCCGUACCCUCUGCGUGUGUCAACGUCAACCUCUCGUGCGUGCGUUGUGCGGUGUAUUCCUCGCGUCGAGGACUUUAGUCGGUGUAGAUGUUCCUGUGAGCGUAGGACGACCGGCUCCACGAACGCGUCGGCGUACAAGACUCCGCGAUCGCCAGCCUUUCGCCGAGGCAACACCAAAUAUGAGUGGCAGUCGUCGUCGAACGCGACAAGCGGUAUCAUUAAGCUCCAGCCGCCGUAUUUGCCUCCACAACCACCAGCGCACGUGAAACAACGAAAAGGAAACAAAAAAAGAACAAUCGGUAGACUUAAAUCGUCGCAGUGACGCACUGUUUUUCCUACACCAGUUUCACCUGUGCCCCAGUCAAGUCAACUCGCAUAGAGGAGAGAGGAGAGGGGGUCGUUUGGAGGAAAACCCCUGCCGAGAUCUCGAGGUCGUACGGACCAGCCAGCCUGCCUACCGGCCGUCCAAGACUUCUGCGUGUGGUGCUGCUUGCCGCUAGACGGCAGCAUGGCGGAGGCCCACCAGGCAGUUGCCUUCAGUUUCACGGUCACCCAUGAGGGCGUCAACAUCAACUAUGACCGGGAAGUACUCCUGCUCGUCUGGCAGAGCGGCCUGCGAUCCUGGAAGAAGCGGGUGGCUCGCUUCCUCACCAACCUCUACAACGGGGUCUACCCGUCCUCGUACCGGAGCCUUUACUUUCUCUUGUCUGUCGUCACUGGACUCUCCCUCCUGGAGCAAGAUGGUGGACUCGUGGAGCAGAUCGCGUCGCUGGUGUCGAUGGAGAAGGCGCCCUCCGCCGCCCCUUCAAUCCUGCCGCGCCUCGCCACCAGUGGUGCCGUCAGCGUGGUUCUUUGGGUCGUGUGGAGCUUGGCACAGCGCUAUGCCCUCAAGGGACUCUUCAUGUACAAGGGGUGGAUGUACGAAAGCCGCGGUAGCGGAAGCAAGGUGUCGCUGACGACGCGCCUCUGGUUUUGCGGAGUGCGGCUGCUGAAGGGCAAGAACCCGCUGCUGUUCAGCUACCAGUCGACGCUGCCCAAGCUGCCCCUGCCUUCGCUGGACGACACAAUGGAGCGCUACCUGCGCUCCGUCAGGCCUCUGCUGGACGACGCCAACUACGCUCGGAUGGAGGGACUCGCCAAGGACUUCCGGCACGGCAUUGCCCAGAAGCUCCAGAGGUACCUCUGGCUCAAAUCAUGGUGGUCGUCCAACUAUGUGUCAGACUGGUGGGAAGAGUAUGUGUACCUGCGCGGGCGGAGCCCCAUCAUGGUCAACUCUAACUUCUAUGCCAUCGACGCCAUCCUGGUGAAACUGACGAGCAACCAGGCGGCUCGGGCGGCCAACCUGGUCUACGCCUCCUUUCUCUUCCGCCGGGGCAUCGACUCCCAGCAGAUGACGCCCAUCAUGGUGCAGAACACCGUGCCCCUGUGCUCCCGCCAGUAUGAGCGUAUCUUCAACACCACCAGGGUCCCCGGCGUGGAGACAGACCAGCUGGUCCACUACCAGGACUCUCAGCACGUGGCGGUGUACCACAGGGGGCGCUUCUUUAAGCUGCCGGUGUAUCACAAGCACCGGCUGCUCCAGCCGUGCGACCUGCAGCGCCAGCUGGAGCACAUCCUGAGCAAUGAGAGCGCCCCGCAGGUCGGGGAAGAGCGGCUGGCCGCGCUCACGGCCGGCGAGCGGUCCGCGUGGGCCAAGCUGAGGGAAGCGCACUUCCGCAAGGGCCUCAACCGGAUCUCCCUGGACGCCAUCGAGAAGGCGGCCUUCGUGUUGGUCCUCGACGAGGACGAGUACGGGUAUGACCCGAAGGACCCCGGGCAGCUGAAUCACUAUGCAAGGUCGCUACUGCACGGGCGCGGCCAUGACCGCUGGUUCGACAAGUCCUUCAACCUGAUCGUGGGGAGCAAUGCGAGGGUGGGCUUCAACGCGGAGCACUCAUGGGCAGAUGCACCCAUCAUGGGGCACUACUGGGAGUUUGUACUGGCCCAAGACUUCUUCAUCCUCAAGUACGACGAGGCCGGAAACACCCUGGGCUUUUCGAGCCUGGAGCUGCCGAAUCCGGUCCGGCUACGAUGGGACCUGUCGCCAGAGUUGGUGAGCCACAUCGAGGCCAGCUCGCUGGCUGCGGUGGCCCUGCUCGAGGACGUGGACCUGCACCUGCUCACGCACACAGCCUACGGCAAGGGCUUCAUGAAGAAGUGCCGAUGCAGUCCGGAUGCCUUCCUGCAGAUGGCGCUCCAGUUGGCGUACUACAGGGACGCGGGCCGGUUCAGCCUGACGUACGAGGCAUCGAUGACGCGGCUGUUUCGGGAAGGGCGCACAGAGACGGUGCGCCCUGUCACGUGCGAGUCCAGGACAUGGGUCUUGGCCAUGCUGGAGCCCAACGCCACCGUGCAGGAGCGGAGGCAGAAGCUGGCCAUCGCUUGCGCCCGACACCAGAAGGGGUACCAGGAUGCCAUGUGUGGCAAAGGCAUCGACCGGCACCUGUUCUGUCUGUACGUGGUGUCCAAGUACCUGGAGGUGGACUCGCCCUUCCUGCGGGAGGUGCUCAGCGAGCCCUGGCGCCUGUCCACCAGCCAGACACCCCACAACCAGACCAGCCUGCUGGACCUCAGCAAGUUCCCGGACUUCAUCUCAGCCGGUGGCGGCUUCGGGCCCGUAGCAGACGACGGCUACGGCGUGUCGUACCUCAUCGCGGGAGAGGACCACCUCUUCUUCCACGUUUCGAGCAAGCGGUCCUCGCCCGAGACGGAUUCCUUACGGUUUGCGAAGCACAUCGAACAGUCUCUGAAGGACAUGAGAGCCUUGUUCGAGUGAAGACAGCGACGAGGAGCAGCCGCUGCCACCAACGCCCAAAGGGGUGUCCGUUUCCCCACUCCACCUGUUGAGAGUGAAGGGAAGCUUGGCCCCCACCCUUUCCUCCAGCCCUGUCAAUGCAACUCGGGAUUGUGCAGCUCCCGCCAACCCCCGUUUUACUUGUGGCCUUGCGGAAAAUGAAAGAAAGUCCGUCGGAACUGUAAGCUAGUGCACAAAGGGGAAAACUGCAUGUGGCAUAGACGUAGGCGUCAACAGAGAAGAGCGCCUUGCGGCGUAUUUGGUUGUGAAGAGUGUGUUUAUGAGAGCGCGUGAGGGACAAGCGACCGUACUUAUUCACCCUUUACAGAUAGAAAACGACGCCAUACGCUGCUGAUGCCGAGUGUGUAAAGUGGUUCUUUCUACGCAGUUUUGUUUUUAUGCUGCAGUGUUUUUUCGCGUGUACCUUUUUUUUGUUUUUUUAGUGACUGUUAUGUGACUGAUGUCGCAUGAUAUCAAAUAAAUGGAUUCUAUGGCAAAA